This is a messenger RNA of Symsagittifera roscoffensis, 969 nucleotides long. RefSeq names its product ras-related C3 botulinum toxin substrate 1-like. Bases 187 to 774 code for a protein of 195 amino acids. Gene Ontology annotation, biological process: small GTPase-mediated signal transduction. The record is from RefSeq and is a predicted model, not a curated record. The transcript has 3 exons. Gene Ontology annotation, molecular function: GTPase activity; GTP binding. NCBI's taxonomy places the organism in Eukaryota, Metazoa, Xenacoelomorpha, Acoela, Convolutidae.
CGUAUGUGUUCUAACGAAAGCACGAGAAAAUAUGUUCUGUUCAUAUAAUUUGUCUGAAUCUUUUUGCUAAAAAUAAACAAGAACAAUCCUUCAGAAAUUAUUAAGCAGACUAGACACAAAACUCAUGCUUAGCGUCAGUUCGGAUUCGGUGUUGGGCUAAAUUGAACACCGACCGUGUGAACAAUCAUGAAGAGAAUUAAGUGUGUGCUGGUUGGAGAUGGAACAGUAGGAAAAACAUGUUUGCUGCUCCGGCUGACCGAAGACAAGUUUGCCUACGAUUAUUUGCCCACUGUUUUCGACACGCGCAACUACCAUUUGACGAUUGAGGGAGAAACCUACAGCCUGGAAUUAUGGGACACGGCUGGGCAAGAGGACUACGACACACUGCGACCCCUAUCCUACCCUAACACAGAUGUAUUCAUCCUCUGCUUCAGUGUCACUAGCGUGUCCUCAUGCAAGAACAUAUACAGCAAAUGGAUGCCCGAAUUAAAAAGUUUCUACCCCCAGUGUCCAAAUGAGUGUCCGGUGGUACUAGCCGCACUCAAGAUUGACAAACGCAAAGAGAACCCCAAUGGCACUAUCGCCUCCUUCGAGACAAGCAAUUUGGCGCAGAAGAUAGGGACCACAUGGUACCACGAGUGUUCGGCCAAAGACGACAUGGGAAGGGAAGAUGUGAAAAGGGUGUUUGAGAAAGCGGCCCUCGCAGCCAUCGAUGCCAAUGUAGUGGCGAUAGCUUCGAAAAAGAAAAGGAAAAGGAGAUGCAUAAUUUUGUAAUCGAAAAGUUGUGCUUGCUGAAUACCAUUUAAAAGUUUUGAUAUUGUCAUGUAAAACGUCAAAAAGUCUUUAGCCCAGAAUUUUGUUCGACAUCAAACCACUUUGAAGCAAUACUGUGCUGAUUUAAAUUACCCGGACACAACGCAUUAAAAUCAAAAUUUGGGUUGAUUUUACGUGAAAAACGAUAACGAUACA